This is a messenger RNA of Tetrahymena thermophila SB210, 279 nucleotides long. RefSeq lists its product as hypothetical. NCBI's taxonomy places the organism in Eukaryota, Ciliophora, Oligohymenophorea, Hymenostomatida, Tetrahymenidae. The annotation marks the transcript as partial. The transcript has 3 exons. The record is from RefSeq and is a predicted model, not a curated record.
UAAAAAUAAAAUUGAACACAAAUGUGCAUCAGACUUAGGUUCUGGUUUAGCAAAGUGCACUAAUCUAUCAAAUUUGACAAUUUUACUUAGUAUUAAUAAAAUUGGUUGUGAAGGUGUAUUAGGUUUAGGUUCACAUUUAGCACUGUGCCCUAAUCUCUCAAAUUUGGCACUUUAUCUCCAUAAUAGUAAAAUUUGUGAUUAAGGUGUAUCAGGAUUAGGUUCUGCUUUGUUAAAGUGUACUAAUCUCACAAAUUUAACACUUGAUCUUGGGUAAAAAGA